ACAUGUACGGAUGGCAAGCGCACACCCAUUGGAUCCAGAGCCUGAUGAGUGAGUGCUAAAAACAAGGGGUGUGCGUCCUUAAAUUUUGAACCCCGACGCCCGCUUGGCUGAUGAGAGCGGAGCGCCACAACGACGGCAGGUGUGGACGCAAUGUCUGGGCGCUCUUCUUUUGGCGCUCUUCGUGUCUUGGCUUCACGCACGUUGCGACAGAGGCAGCCUCCAAACUGAGACUCCGACAGGCCUGGCGGGAUGCUUGCCAGGACAUACAUAGCAGACCUUUCCGUUCCUAUAAAAGGGGCGGUGGGGGGGGUCGAGGGUGUCGUUGCGUUCUCCAAAACACCCCCCGCUCUCCUUCGCUCAUAGUCCUGUGAGCGCUCAACAAUACAGCCUACAUUGGAAAAGAGCGCAAUGGGAUAUCAUUCCUCCCUCGCAACCGCCGCCGUCGCCGCAGUGCUGACCGCCUCAUGCAGCGUUCUGGCGGCACCGACGCCUCCAAGUUCCGCAGUGCAAUGGCAACCAUGUGCCGCCACCUCCCUCGACUCCACCUUACCCGGCGACAUCCAAACGCGGCUGGAGUGCGCGGCGUUCAGCGUGCCGUCCAAUUACGCUGCCGCUGAUGGUGGUGCGUCGUCGCACUUGUCGAUCCAGCUGGCCAGAUUGCCGGCCAAGAACACCACGACGCCAAAAGGGGGGAUCUAUGUGCUUCCGGGCGGACCGGGCGAAGCCGCUAUCGGGUAUCGGUCAUACCUUGCGUCGCCGGUGUUUGCCUCUCUUAAUGGCGACCACGACGUGACAAUCGUCGAACUGCGCGGGACGGGAAACUCCACGCGGCUCGACUGUGGCAUGGCCGUGCAGAACGCAACGCAAGCCAGCGCCUGCCUCGGGAUCCUCAAGCAGCAGGGUCUGGCAUUGACCGACUUUUCCACCGAUAACGCCGCCCGCGACCUCAACCAAGUCAUCACAGCGACGGCGCGCGCCGGGUCGACGGUGACCGUGUACGGCCUCUCGUACGGCACGUGGCUCGCCCACCGCUACGUCCAGCUGUUUCCGGGGCAGGCCACCGCCCUUGUGCUGGACGGGUUGGUGCCGUACUGGACGCGGUUUGCGGACUCGGUGUCGACCUAUGAUGAUGGGUUGGCUGUGCUGGGGGAGAUGUGCGAUGGCAACGCCGCGUGUAAGACGCUGUAUGCGACGGCGGGGAGCGAGGGCGGCACCACCGUGCAGAAGAUCCGCGAGGUUCUCCGCAAUCUGACGAUGACGGGCACGCAGGGCAGUUCACCACCCCCACCCGCCAACAACGCGUGUUACGACGCCGUUCCCGCCGAACUGCGGCGCAUGCUUCCGCUGCUGUUCACCACCCUCGCCAACGUCACCAUCGACAGCAAGCCGUACGACACGCGCGUGCUCCUGCUCGAGAUGCUCGGGCGCCUCCGCCGUUGCUCGGACGCCGGCCAAGACGCCAGUUUCCUCCGCGCCGCCACCACGGGCCUCGCGCCGCUGGCCCAAAGUGCGGGAGCGCAGAUGCAGGCCCCCAAACCCGUCGCUGAGCAGCCCUCCCCACUCAUCGCGGUGAAUAUCGUCCUUUCCGAAUGGUGGACAACCCUCGCCGACGCAACCGCCGCCCAACACAACGCCACCAUCGCUAACGACCUCGCCCCCGUCCUCGCAGCCGUCGCGCCCGUGUGGCCGACCUACCCCGCCCCGCCGCGCACACCCCUUACGUCAAGAUUCGGAGGCCGCGUGUUGGUGCUCUCCGGGCAACUGGACCCGCAGACACCCGUCACGCACGCGCGCCGGACUGUGGGCGAGAUGAAAGCGGGGGGCGUCGACGUGGUGAGUGUGGAAAUGCCGCGUGGGGCGCAUAUCACGUCGUUGAUGCAGAUGCCGUGCGCCGUGGGGUCGAUCGAGGGGUUUGUGAGAAAGGGGACGGGCGCCGUGGAUGCGGGCACGUGUUUGGGGGAUGGGUUGGACUUUUCGGUGUUGACGGCGACCACCGGUCUGAACACCACGGGGGAUGGUGGUGUGAACGCAAAGUCGGUGCCGAACAGUGGGACGUCGGGCGCCGUACGUGCGUGGGUGGUGGGACUUGUGACGGUUGUUGCCUUCAUGGUGAGCGUCGUUGCUUGAGCGGCCCCCAGCGGAUGAAGGACAAUAAGCUUAAUCCCGUGACAAGUCGCAUGCGCCAGCAUUAGACGCU
Messenger RNA from Fimicolochytrium jonesii, 2197 nucleotides. Its product is annotated as Alpha/Beta hydrolase protein. Bases 409 to 2127 code for a protein of 572 amino acids. The transcript is spliced from 3 exons. Lineage: Eukaryota; Fungi; Chytridiomycota; Chytridiomycetes; Spizellomycetales; Powellomycetaceae. The record is from RefSeq and is a predicted model, not a curated record.